AUGACGACCAACGCAGCACCCACCAAGCGCAGCAUCUUGCUCAUCAACGGGCCGAAUUUAAAUCUCCUCGGGACGAGAGAGCCUGAAAAGUACGGAAGCGAAACGCUCUCUGAUAUCGAGGAGAAUGCUAGACGACAGUGCAAUGAGCUCGGCUUUGACUUUGAAGGGUUUCAAUCUAAUCACGAAGGCGUCAUUGUGGACCGUAUCCACGCGGCUCGUACAGACGGCACAACGGCCAUCAUUAUCAACGCUGGAGCAUAUACGCACACAAGUGUAGCGAUUCGAGAUGCGCUGACUGGCGUCCGAGUUCCGUUUAUCGAAGUUCAUAUCUCCAACAUCCACGCCAGGGAACCUUUCCGACAUCAUUCAUACCUUUCGGAUGUGGCGCAAGGUGUCAUUGUUGGACUGGGCACACUCGGCUAUACGGCAGCUAUCUGGUCGGUCGUUGAAAAGCUCAAACAGGGUGGAUUCUCGUAA
Mycosarcoma maydis (corn smut) is the source of this 477-nucleotide messenger RNA. RefSeq names its product putative 3-dehydroquinate dehydratase. Lineage: Eukaryota; Fungi; Basidiomycota; Ustilaginomycetes; Ustilaginales. Gene Ontology annotation, molecular function: 3-dehydroquinate dehydratase activity. Gene Ontology annotation, biological process: quinate catabolic process. Bases 1 to 477 code for a protein of 158 amino acids. The transcript has 3 exons. The record is from RefSeq and is a predicted model, not a curated record.